Messenger RNA from Eurytemora carolleeae, 956 nucleotides. Its product is annotated as neuropeptide Y receptor type 6. Gene Ontology annotation, cellular component: membrane. Bases 73 to 948 code for a protein of 291 amino acids. Gene Ontology annotation, molecular function: G protein-coupled receptor activity. Gene Ontology annotation, biological process: G protein-coupled receptor signaling pathway. The transcript has 11 exons. NCBI's taxonomy places the organism in Eukaryota, Metazoa, Arthropoda, Copepoda, Calanoida, Temoridae. The record is from RefSeq and is a predicted model, not a curated record.
CCUGAACCUGAACCAAAACCUGAAAGCUGAACCUGAACCUGAACCAGAACCUGAACCUGAAAGCUACACCCAAUGAAUAGAACUGAAGAAGAUCUCGGAAUUGAUUCCUCAAUUAACGUUGAGGAAGAAAUUAACAAAAUCAUUCAAACUUUCCAGACGGACAACGUGGUACUUGAUAAACCUACAAGAAUAAUAUGUAUUAUUCUCUACACCUGUAUAUUCUCUUGUUCAGUUUUGCUGAACCUGCUGGUGGUGGUGGGUGUAACGAGGAGGAGGGAGAUGAGAACAACCAGGAAUAUUUUUAUCCUCCAGCUCUCAUUGGCCGACCUCCUACUCGUCCUCACUCUACCCUUCACCCUCACUGACGUCCUCCAUAGGACCUGGAUAUUAGGGAACAGUCCUUUUCUCUGCAGACUGACAAAGACUGUACCUCUAGUAGCAGUAUUCUGUUCCUCUAUCUCUAUAAUGGUUAUAGCGGUGGAUAGAUAUAUUGUCAUCACGAAGAACUACACAAGAAAGGCUAAACAUGCUUGGUUCUCCUGCGGGUUGACAGCUCUCUUUGGUACAAUCCUAGCAAUACCAGUCUUUGUCAGAACUGGUUUGUACAACAUGAAGGAAGUUGUAAACAACAUGAGAAUAAUGAUAAACGGACAGUAUCUUAGACUAGAGGAGUAUCCAGACUCAAGAUACAAGGAACUCGAGAAUAUACAUGCCUGUAUACAGGACUGGAGGGUGGGAGAACAAUUCAAUGUGAGUGAUAGAAUUUGGUUCACCCUAUUCUCUACUCUCCUACAGUUCAUCAUUCCACUAGUUGUAAUCUCUACUUGCUACUGUAGGAUAUCUAUCUAUCUCCAGGCGAACCGACAUCCUUGUCAAAGAAACAGUGCAAAUCAGAGAAAAACGAAUUUACUUCUCUUUCUCAUUUCUCUGAUAUUUUCAGUAAGGUAAACAUAUUU